CCAUGCAGCCCCCCUCAGCCUGUGCCUGCAGAGGGUGCAUCCCCUGGCAGGGGAUCCUGCUGGCAGUCUCACUUUUAACCUUCUGGAGCCCGCACCCCACUGCCCAACUCACUAUUCAACCAGUGCCUGUUGAUGCUGCUGAAGGGACAGAUGUUCUUCUACUUGCUCACAACGCAUCAGAGAAUGUUAUAGGCUACACCUGGUACAAAGGGAACAUAACAGACAGCAGACAUCAAAUUGUGUCAUACUCGAUCCUCACACAGACAGUUACCACAGGGACUGCCUUCAGUGAUCGAGAGACUAUAUACCCCAAUGGGUCCCUGCUGUUUGUGAAGGUGACACAGGAGGACACAGGAUUCUACACCCUACAAACCAUAAGAAACGAUUUUAGUAAUGAAGUGGCAACUGGGGAGUUCCGCGUCCAUGAGAAAUUACUCAAACCCUACAUCACAAGCAACAACUCCCAACCUGAGGAGGGUGACAACUCUAUAGCUUUAACGUGUGAACCUGAAACUAAGUACACAACCUACCUGUGGUGGAUAAACAAUCAGAGGAUCCCAGAUGGUGACAGACAGGAGCUGUCGAACAACAACAGGACUCUCAUUUUAUUCAAUGUCACAAGGAAUGACACAGGACCCUAUGUGUGUGAAGCCAGGAACCCAGUGAGUUUCAACCAGAGUGACCCAUUGGCCCUGAAUAUUUUCUAUGGCCCGGAUACCCCCAUCAUAAACCCCACAGACACACAUUUCCGUCCAGGGACAAAUCUCAGCCUCUUCUGCUACGCAGACUCUAACCCACCUGCACAGUACUCUUGGUUUUUCAAUGGGAGUCCCCUGGAAUUCACACAAACGCUCUUAGUCCCCAACAUCUCUACAAAUAAUAGCGGAUCCUAUAUGUGCAUCGCCAAUAACUCUGUCACUGGCCUCAAUAGGACCACAACCAAGAUUAUUACUGUCUCUGAACCAGUGACACGGCCCCAACUCAUAGCUAGCAACACCACAGUGGCAGAACAAGACUCUGUGCAACUGACCUGCAUCUCAAAUGACACGAAAAUCUCCAUCCAGUGGAUCUUCAAGGGCAAGCCCCUGCAACUCACUGAAAGGAUGAACCUGUCCUCAAAUGACAGCAUCCUGACCAUAAACCCAGUCAAGAGGGAGGAUGACGGAGAGUAUCAGUGUGAAGUCUCCAACCCAAUCAAUUCCAACAGGAGCAACACCCUCAGGCUGACUGUGACCUAUGUCCUAGACCCAGAACCUGGCCUCUCCGAUGGGGCCAUUGCUGGCAUCGUGAUUGGCGCCAUAGCUGGAGUGGCUCUGAUAGCCGGCCUGGCAUAUUUCCUGUUUUUCAGGAAGACUGGCGGGGCAAGCGACCAGCACGAUCUCACAGAGCACAAACCCUCAGCCUCCAACCACAGUCGGGGCCCCUCUGACCUCUCUCCUGACAAGGUGGAUGAAGUUGCAUAUUCUUCUCUGAACUUCAAUAUCCAGCAACCAAAGCAACCCACUUCAGCCACGUCCCUGUCCCCAACACACAGAGACAACAUUUAUUCUGAAGUAAAAAAGAAAUAAUGUCACCUGCUCUGCUCGCUGCUGCUGAUGUGCUCCAAGUCUCAGCGCCCUGGCUGGGAGAUCUCUUUACCCUCAGGGAGAAAGGGAAAAAGUCCCCCCCCACUCCCCCCCGUCACCCCAGGAUGGUACCUCCCUUCUGUGUCAACAGAUGAAAAGAACAUCCGGGUGUGUGCAGGCAAACCGCUCUUCCUCAUCAUUGAAAUUUGGCAAAGUGGACUUGGGGAGAGAAUCACAGACCUCCCCAUCCCUCCCAGCUUCCUGACCUAGACUUGUUUUAAAUUUACUUAUCCAGAGUGUUCCCAUUCCUUCCCAGCCCAGUCCUGGCCUAUCAGAUUCUAAAUGUAAUUUUCCAUAACUUUGAGGGUUAUGUCCUUUUCCACUUAAUACUUAUGCCAGAAAGAGAAAGGGAGAAAGUAAAAAAGCAACAGUGGCUUUUCCAUUCUCUCCAAAACCUGACAUGAACCCACCAUCCAUAGGAAAACCAAAUACAUGACCAAUAGUGGACUCCACAGUUUUGUCCACUGUCGGGUCACCUACCUACAGGACCAGGGUCUGAGCUCCUUGCUGCUUAGCUAGAAUACCACCUAAGCCCUUUGGCAGAUCUGUUUCCAGAGAACUCACCAGAAGCAACAGGGAACCUAUCCGCCAAGGUCCAUAUGCAAUUCCUAACGAAAAAUGCAAAAGUCGCACCUAUGCCUUUAAUAUCUGGGAGGGUGUUAUUCAAAGAAGUGCCCAGAAAAGGAGAGAUUACAGCUUUGGGGGGGUGGGGAGGAAACUUUAAAUAGACACAACCUGCUGAGAACUUGGGAAAGGAGCAGAGCACUACCCUUCAUAAAUUAUUUAAAUUAUUAUUAAAUAAUGUGUGAUUGGGGACAUUGGGGUUUGUUUCUCC
Sciurus carolinensis (gray squirrel) is the source of this 2460-nucleotide messenger RNA. Its product is annotated as carcinoembryonic antigen-related cell adhesion molecule 1-like. The transcript is spliced from 9 exons. Gene Ontology annotation, molecular function: protein tyrosine kinase binding. Gene Ontology annotation, biological process: regulation of immune system process; signal transduction. The record is from RefSeq and is a predicted model, not a curated record. The coding region runs from base 3 to 1568 and encodes 521 amino acids. Gene Ontology annotation, cellular component: cell surface; plasma membrane. Lineage: Eukaryota; Metazoa; Chordata; Mammalia; Rodentia; Sciuridae.